Lottia gigantea (owl limpet) is the source of this 1758-nucleotide messenger RNA. RefSeq lists its product as hypothetical. The record is from RefSeq and is a predicted model, not a curated record. The coding region runs from base 6 to 905 and encodes 299 amino acids. NCBI's taxonomy places the organism in Eukaryota, Metazoa, Mollusca, Gastropoda, Lottiidae. The transcript has 5 exons.
CCAACAUGGAAGACAUGAAACAGCUGAGUGAAGUUGAGGUAAAAAAUAUUGCACAAAAUGAGAAAUCUAAAGGGUGUUUGAUAUUAGGAAGAUUAUUAGGUGUCUUACCUUAUGAUAGAGAGUUGGAUAUGACAACAGAUAUCUAUAUUGAAUAUAUCUAUGAUCAUAUAAGUUAUUGUGUUGAGAAGGGGUUUCCAUGGAAAUAUAUUUCUUAUACUGUUCAGUUUGCAGAUGAAUUGUUAAAAACAUCAAAAGGUAAAUCUCUAGCAGAAACAAUAUCAUGGUACAGGCAGAAAUCAGCAGAGGUGGUUCAUAUACUGGGAGAGGAAUUCUUUAAAAAAUAUACUGAUUUUGUGUUCACAACUUUCAUGCCUCAUUAUAAAUUAUAUCAAUAUGUAUUCCUAAAUGAAAGAGAAAAAAUGAUACCACAUGUAGAUGUUGAAAUCAACCCACCCGUCUCUCCAUUAUCACUGAAAGAAUCUAAAGAGAAAGAUAUAUUUGAAUAUGAACAGAGAAUAGCAGAGUUAGAAAAACAUGAAUUAGAAAAGGAAAAGGAAAUUUUAUUAGAAAAAGAACAAAUUCAUGAAAGAACAGAAGAGAAGACCAAUGAAUUGUUGGAAAAAAUCAAGUUGAAUGAAGAAUCUUUAACCAAAGAGAGUUUGAGUGAAAUGAUAAAAAAUGUGAUACAAACUCAUACUUCAUGUUUAGCAGAGGAUCUCAAAUUAUCUAUCAUGAAAACACAGGAAAGUUUAGAAUAUAAGUUAGAAAAAACUAGUCUACCACGACCUCAAGCAUUAGGUCCACCACCAAGAUAUAAACCCAAAACACCAGUGAAUCAAAAAGGUAGAAAGUCUCCAGAAACUAAACCCAAGUCAGCAUCGAAAAUAAGCUCAAAAUCGAAAUAAUUUUAAAAUCAUUGUCCUUUGUUAUUUUAUUUAUUAAAUUUUAUUCUAAUCCGUCUGAAUUGAUAAUGAUUUUUUUUUAUGAAAGGGUUAAUUCACUUUCAAUCCAUUUUUUAUCAGCUUUUUUUUUUAAUUUGGCCACUUCAGUCAGGGCAUUCUUGAACAUUCAUUUGUUUAAUUAUAUUGCCAGCCAAUCAAACUUCUGUCCUCUCCGAAGCUAGGAUUUUGUGACACAAACAAAAAGUCUAGGCUAUUCCCAAAAUCAUAAGACACUCAAUGCACCUUUUGUUCGCAUCAUAAAAUCCUGGCGUUGGAUUGGGAAUGUUGGUUUGGAGUGUUUCAAAGACAUUGUCAUUAUUGGCAAUAAAACUUGAUCCAUAUGAUCCACAUUAUAGUUUGUAAUACACAAAAUGUAGUAGUUUUUUAAAACUGACAUUAGAAAGAAAUUAAUCGAGACCAAAAAAGAUGUCGGAUUGUAAGAAUGUAAGAAUACUUUGAUUGCAGAUUUCAUAGAGGACUCUGUAGCUCUGUUUAAUAUAUGUAUUGUAUUGAAUUAUUGCAGUAUAACAAAUCAACAUGUUCGUGACUGUUGUUUUAUAUAUAGCAGCUAGGCACAACAUGCCUUCAAUGAACUUUGAUCCCUGAUUAAUCUUUCUUUCAAAUUGAUCACCUUUUUCAACUCCAAUAUAAUUAUGAAUAUAUUAACAAAGACUUUUAUUUAUCAUAACUUUGAUUGUACUGGAACAAUUCAAUCACAGAAGUAAUUUUUACAAAAUAUUUAAUGAAGUUAAAAUACAUGUAGUUACAAAAGAUAAUAUAUAUUAACAUAAAGGAAAUUCAUCACAAUAAAAGAUAU